This is a messenger RNA of Filobasidium floriforme, 1302 nucleotides long. RefSeq lists its product as uncharacterized. Lineage: Eukaryota; Fungi; Basidiomycota; Tremellomycetes; Filobasidiales; Filobasidiaceae. The record is from RefSeq and is a predicted model, not a curated record. The transcript has 6 exons. The coding region runs from base 1 to 1302 and encodes 433 amino acids.
AUGAAGCUUCUUGUCUCUUUGGGGUGGAUCAGAAGGAGAUCAACAGGUUGUUCUCCGAAGGUCAGCUCUCAGCUCCUGUCUAGAUCGCAUCGGUCUCUCUGUCCCCAACAGCUUUUUGAGCAGACCGCUCAUCUUGUCAUCUCGAUCCCACUCGCAGGCGGCCCGACGACACGUAUCCAGCUCUGUCAACGUGCAGAGAUCCACCUUACCGGCCCUAUCAUCUUUACAGGCAAGAACCAAGAACUCUCCACCCAGGGUUAUCCUGACGAGGACGAGAAGAAGGCCGUAGUCAGGAUCGUCGGGGGACGGAGUGGGACGGCCAUCCAGGGAGACUGUCGACGCUGCGCCAGGGUAGCGAUCAAGAACCUGAUCAUCGACGGUAAUCGAGCAUCCCUCGGUCGGAUCCGCGAACCUGGACAGGCAGAUCCUUCUACCUCUCCGUUGGUCUUGUUGGGAAACAACGAAGGGCAGGUGGUCAGUAAAUGCGUGAUCAAGGAUCCAAGAGGUUGGACGGCCAUCCAGGUCAGGGAGGGAGAUAAUCUCUCGUGUCGGAAUGCCAGGAUCUCGGAGAAUACGAUUGGCCCGGCAGGAGAGGAAUGGAUCGAGAGCGUGGAUGGAGAAGAUCCGGAUGACGCUCCAGGUGGACGACCCUUGGCUUCGGGGCUGAGCUUGGCUUGUCAAGAGAGCGUCGUCACGGGAAACAUGUUUGUGGACAUAACGGAUGCUUCCAUGGUUAUUUACGGCUCUCCCGGCUCGCUCAUCGACGAUAACACCAUCCGGGCGCAACACCGCAAUUCGAUGGGCGGGAUCUUGCUGUCAGACUAUGGACCCUGGGAGGGAAACUAUACAAACACGCGGGUCUCGAGCAAUACGAUCGAGGCCGAUGAGGGAACGCUCAUCAGGGUCGGGAUCGGGUUGGGAGCUUCGAUCCUCUCGGACGACACCGAGUCGGUCUUGUUCGGUGGGAUUGUCAGAGAGAACGUCUUGAAGGGGUACGGUAUGGGAUACGGGAUCGCUGCUGCUGGGUUGAAGGACUUCGUCGUCGUCGACAACGAGAGCAAAGCGAGACAUGGCGGUCGGUUGGGCGAUCGGUGUCUUGUCCCACUCGAGGAGGAUGACAUCGCCGCCAAGGGGAUGACCGAGGAACAGAGGGAUACGGGAGUGAUCAAGAACCCUAGACCGGCGGCCUUCCUACGCAACAGCAAGCUCAUCGAGGGUGGUCGGUGGCAAAGCGAUUUCAUCGAUUCGAGCUUUUUCUACUGUGAGUUUGGUAAACAAGGGUUCACUCGGUCUUCUUGCUAA